Messenger RNA from Otolemur garnettii (small-eared galago), 2441 nucleotides. RefSeq names its product TP53 induced glycolysis regulatory phosphatase (gene TIGAR). Gene Ontology annotation, cellular component: cytosol. The record is from RefSeq and is a predicted model, not a curated record. Lineage: Eukaryota; Metazoa; Chordata; Mammalia; Primates; Galagidae. Gene Ontology annotation, biological process: negative regulation of glycolytic process; fructose 1,6-bisphosphate metabolic process; positive regulation of DNA repair. The coding region runs from base 42 to 854 and encodes 270 amino acids. The transcript is spliced from 6 exons. Gene Ontology annotation, molecular function: fructose-2,6-bisphosphate 2-phosphatase activity.
UGCUGGGCGCCGGCGCAGGCUCCCGAGGCGGCCGCAGGAAGAUGACUCGCUUCGCUCUAACCGUUGUCCGGCAUGGAGAAACAAGACUUAACAAGGUGAAAAUACUUCAAGGACAAGGAGUAGAUGAACCUCUGUCAGAAACUGGAUUUAAACAAGCAGCUGCUACUGGUGUAUUUCUGAGAAACGUAAAAUUUACUCAUGCUUUCUCCAGUGACCUCACGAGAACAAAGCAGACCAUGUAUGGCAUUUUGGAGAAAAGCAAAUUUUGUAAAGAUCUGACAGUGAAGUAUGAUUUGAGACUUCGAGAAAGGAAAUACGGGGUUGCAGAAGGCAAGGCACUGAGUGAGCUGAGGGCCAUGGCCAAAGCAGCUGGAGAAGAGUGCCCUGCAUUCACACCACCCGGAGGAGAGACCUUAGACGAGGUGAAAAUGCGGGGGAAAGACUUUUUUGGAUUUCUUUGCCAGCUAAUUCUGAAAGAAGCAGGUCAAAAAGAGCAGUUUUCCCAGGGAGCUUCAAGCAACUGUUUGGAAACUUCUUUGGCAGAAGUAUUCACUCUAGGAAAAAAACGUGGCUCUGAAUUUAAUUCAGAGAGCGGUGCUCAAGGAUUAGUAGCCAGUGUCUUAGUUGUGAGUCACGGUGCCUACAUGAGAAGCCUGUUUGGUUACUUUCUGACUGACCUCAUGUGUUCCUUACCAGCAACUGUGAGCAAAUCCGAACUUGCAUCUGUCAGUCCCAAUACGGGGAUUAGUCUCUUUAUCAUAAACUUUGAGGAAGGAAGAGAAUUUAAACCAACAAUUCAGUGUAUUUGCAUGAACCUACAGGACCAUCUAAGUGCAGUGGCUGAAACUCACUAAGUUUAAACCUGCAACAAAAUCUAAGAAUUUUGAGCCUCUGAAGGGAGUCCCUUUGGCCUUAUUUACUUAUGUUCUAUGCUAGCGCUGAUUUGGAAACUGUUAAAAGCCAAUUGUAAAGUUCAAGUGGAAUCAAAGCCACGUAAAACUUUAAUGGAAAACCAUUUAGAAUUAUUUUGUCUGAGUACAGUUGGUGUUUUUCAGAGUAAUUUCCCACCGUACUCAGUUAUAGCUCUGGAUUAUACAUGGAUGACAGAACUCAGUAUUGCAAGUGGGGGAUUAAUAAGUUUGUUACUAUGCCUUUUCCCCCCUUUUUUAUGUUGAUCGUUUCCUUUAUUUUCUGAAAAGUCUAGCUUAUUUUAUUGAUGGUUGGUAAAAUUCUGUUCUUUCCGUCUCAUCCUGUAAGAUAUUAUAAUUUUAUUAUAAUUACCACUACAUAUUUAUGAUGACUAUGUGUUAUGUUAACUAAAAGUGAUUGCUGCCAUAAGUUAAUGUAAAGUAAAGUGGCACUGAAAUGCUUUACAUAUAAAUCAGCUGUUGGAAUUUGCUGUUCUGGAGGCCUUGAAAUAUGGAAAUGUGGAUGAAUGCAGAUAAUGUCUGGGGAAAGAAGUUAAAAUAUUACUUGAUUAAAAAACAUUAAAGAAGGAAUCUUUGAGCAGAAUAGAAAAGAGCAGUCUUUUAUCUAAGCAAUCCCUCCAAAGACAAGUCAGUGGAAACCAAGAAAGCCCAAAGGGGAAACAAAAGUUUGACUAAGAGAAUGAAGAGAAAUAUCCACUUUUUAUCUAACCUAUGGGCUAAAGAAUUUCCAAUUUGAAGAAGGCUUUAAAGAGUAAACAGUUAAUAGUACACUAUGCAGUAACCGAGGAGAGCGGUGCUCGGGCCGCGUCUGUGCUUGUUUUGUGGGAGGUGCAGAUGAAGCUGCCUCUUCCUUCCACUAGAUGGCACUGGAAGAGAGGGAUUUGGGUUAACUUAAUUUUAUAGGUAAGAUCCUUCCUUCAAAAAUUCUUACCUAGAUAAAGCAUUUUACAUGUAGUUGCUUUAAGUUACCGUGUUGAAGUUGUGUGAGUGCAGCUCCUAAGAGGAUUAAUGCUAAGGUGGCCAGUGAAGGCUGAAGUCGCAGAUAGUCACAAUAUAAAUCGUAUGUAAAGUUCAGUAUCGUGCUGUGUUCAGCCUGUCCAACACUGCCACUUUUCUACCAGUAUCGAAACACUGCAUGCAUUUGAGCACCAGGGACAUAUACUGUAAAAGACUUGAAAAAUAACUGCAAAGGACAAACAAUAAAUAUCCCACUGUAUGUUCCCACCAUACAGAGGGAAUCUUUCUUAUUUUUUUAAAAAAGAAACAAUAUUUAGAUAUAAGUAGAAUUCCUUUUAACCAGUCCUCACAGUCCUGUUCUUCUGCAGAGGUGACCAUGGCACUGAAUCUGUGUGUGGGGAGUGUGUGUAUACUCUUUACGUUUUCACCAGGUAUCUGUAAAGAAAUGGUAUUGUUUGGUCUUGUAAAAAUGCACAUAAAUAUCAAGCCAUGUGUAUUCUUUAUUUUUGCUUAUUAUGUCUGGGGCUCUGUUAAUAUGCAUAUAUCUAGUUAAUU